Messenger RNA from Cylindrotheca closterium, 792 nucleotides. The record is from the annotation of a GenBank genome assembly. Lineage: Eukaryota; Bacillariophyta; Bacillariophyceae; Bacillariales; Bacillariaceae.
AUGGAAGGCGUCAAACGGAGCGUGAAGAUGGUACGAUUGGGCAAGAGAACGGGCAAGAAGGAUCAGAAUGUGACAGUGUAUGGUCUUGCUCGAGAUCCACUUGACAUCAAGUGUAAAGAACCCAAUCUACUGUCAUGUUCAUACGAAGAUGAAAUGACAGAAUGGCGAGCAUCCAAAGAAUCUGCUGCAUCCGCCAAGGGGGAAGAGUCCAGAUAUGGUGGAGAGUAUAAUGAGGAUUUGAGCCACAGUCCUGUGCGAUUGGAAAAUGUGUUGAAACAUAGUCUCAGGUUGUACAAAUACAUUGAGGAACAGAAAGCAGUGGACAAAGAAGAGUAUCAGCGCAAAUUCAAGAUCACAAUGGCAAAUCUCUGUGACAAGAGCGCGCAUGUAAGUACAAGACAAAAUCAAGAAUAUGCUGCCCAAGUGACAAACGCAUUUGGAAUGAAUCACAGAAGAUUGGCACAAGAGAAACAGCAAGGGGUAGAUAUAACUCCGUACGUGGCUGGAAGAAUUGUCUUCGCAAAGUGUCUGAAAGGCAAGAAUAUGAACGCAAUGGUCCUUGAGGCUGUUGCUCGAGAACUUCUCAGUGAAACUGACAAGGCUGCUUAUGAUGAAGGUAAAACUAUUUCUAUCAACUACAGCACGCUCAGAAAUUUGAUUGCCGAUGAUGUAGUCAGCAGAUGGAAGAAGGAGCACAUAGACGAACCACUCAGUGAAGAAAAACAAAAAGUUGUUCGAAAAACAUUUCAGCCAAUAUCUGAAGCAACAUUUGUUCAGAAGAAACGAGGAUAA